CUGAAGGAUGCACAAGUAUGGAAAGACGCCGCUGUUCAAAUUUUCUUUUCUCUGUCAGCCUCUCAGGGUGGACUCAUAGCUCUGGCUAGUUAUAAUGAAUUCCACAACGACGUCAUCAGAGACACAAUGAUUGUUGGUUUUGGGAAUUGUCUAACCAGUAUUUUUGCUGGCUUUGUAAUUUUCUCUUACCUGGGACAUCUUUCGUAUAUACUGGGCGUUCCUGUGGAUGAAGUUGCUACGAGCGGACCUUCCUUGGCCUUCGUUGUCUACCCUUUCGCUGUCACGCAACUUCCGAUUGCUCCGCUAUGGUCCAUUCUAUUCUUCCUCAUGUUGCUGACACUUGCUGUGGACAGCGAGUUUGUAUUGGUUGAGACGGUCGUGACGUCAUUGAUGGACAAGUUUCCCAAACUCCGAGAGCAGAAGUUGCCGACAGUCAUUGGUGUUUGUGUUGUGAUGUUUCUUCUAGGCCUCACACUGACCACUAAUGGUGGUAUAUAUAUGCUGGAGAUAAUGGACACUUACUCGGGUGGAUGGGGUGUGCUGUUUAUCGCCAUAUUUGAGUGCAUUUCUGUAGCGUGGAUUUAUGGUGUGUUCCGAUUUUUAGACGAUCUCCAACUGAUGGUUGGUGCACGUUUUUGUCAUUGUGUUCCCUUUGUUGUGCUCAAGUUUUGGUGGGUGAUUUGUUGGGGCUGUGUAACACCCGUUCUAUGUGCUAUCAUUAUGAUAUUUUCCUGGGUGGACUACACAGGCCUAGCCAAUAAAGCUCAUUAUAACGUGUACGCUGAUCUUAUUGGCUGGGGAAUGACACUAACCAUCAUUCUCUCCAUUAUUGGCACGGCUAUAUAUGUAGUAGUCCGAGAGUAUGGAAAUAUCAUGGAGAGACUGAGAGGGGCGUUUAGUCCCACAACUGAGUGGGGACCCGCCCUAGUGAAAUACCGUCAGGAGGCAGAAAACCACACCAUGAAAUACACCAACACAUUUGUCAUUGAUGUGCAUCACACGGAAUCUCGGGAGUCCAAAGGCUCAGAAAUUAUGGAAAUGUCUACAGUGGGUGGUAUUGAAAAUAAAUGUUAUAUCAUACAUGGCGAGGAAGAUAACAACAGACCAAACGCCGAAAACGGAGUAGGUCCAGCCAUGGAACAAUGA
Molecule: messenger RNA, 1146 nt
Organism: Saccostrea cuccullata (small rock oyster)
Lineage: Eukaryota; Metazoa; Mollusca; Bivalvia; Ostreida; Ostreidae
Product: sodium- and chloride-dependent neutral and basic amino acid transporter B(0+)-like
Exons: 10
Coding region: 127-1146 (339 amino acids)
Biological process (GO): sodium ion transmembrane transport
Cellular component (GO): plasma membrane
Source: RefSeq, a predicted model, not a curated record